Molecule: messenger RNA, 521 nt
Organism: Cynara cardunculus var. scolymus (artichoke)
Lineage: Eukaryota; Viridiplantae; Streptophyta; Magnoliopsida; Asterales; Asteraceae
Product: paired amphipathic helix protein Sin3-like 6
Exons: 4
Coding region: 42-347 (101 amino acids)
Source: RefSeq, a predicted model, not a curated record
AACAUAAGUACUUUUAAUAUUGAUGUAUCAAGAAGGGAAGUAUGUGGGUUUUCGACGUGGCAGCUCGUCAAGUAAGCUUACUUAUCAAGAGCAAGAUGUUCUUAUCGUCAAUGUUCAUUGCAUUUCUAGAGGUAGAAAAUCCACAUGAAGGUUUCAAUAAGCUUUGGAAAUCGGUUUUCGCUGCGAACCAUCAUAUGUCACUAGAUCAUCACGGAGUCUAUCUCGAGCAGCAGGACUCAAAGUUCUCGUCUAAUAAUGAUUUGUUGGCGGAAAUCAAGGACGUCAGUGAUGGGAUGUAUGAAGACACUAAGCUGGAAUUUAUGUACUCUAAUAUGAACAUCCAUUAAGACUUUCUUCAGUUUAUAGAAAAAUCUUGUUCAGAUAUUCGUUCAUAGAACAACUUGAUAAUGCCAUGAAGAUGUGGACUUCUUUUGUAGAACCAUGUUUGGUCUUCUUCUUCUUAUUUGGCAUGUAGGAUGCAUAAAUGAUAGCAAACAUAUUGUAGAACUCAACAUCUCCGA